Molecule: messenger RNA, 627 nt
Organism: Rasamsonia emersonii CBS 393.64
Lineage: Eukaryota; Fungi; Ascomycota; Eurotiomycetes; Eurotiales; Trichocomaceae
Product: Cystathionine beta-synthase
Exons: 1
Source: RefSeq, a predicted model, not a curated record
UUUGCCGAUGACGACUGGCUUGCCGCAAAUGAUCUACUCCCUUCAGAUCCUUCCGAGACUGCUCCAACUUCUCCGGAAUUAUCAGCUCGAGGAAACAAGGACCCGCUGUCUGCUGCUAAGGUCAAAUCACUGAGGUUAAAGCCGGUGACGACGAUUCGAUCCAAUGACACCUGUGAGACGGCCAUUGAGCUCAUGAGGGAUAAAGGAUUCGACCAGCUUCCUGUCCUUGGUCCCGAUGGCAAGAGGCUUGCUGGCCUCAUCACCCUCGGGAAUAUCCUCAGCUGGAUCUCUCAUGGACGCGCAACUGGGAAGACUCCUGUCUCGGAGGUCAUGUUCGAUUUCUCGAAACUGACCGAGGUGGUCACGGAUCCCCGAGACAUCCUUGCAAUCGACUCGAGCGAGAACGGAGAGCCCUCAAAGACAACAGGGCGAAGAAAACCGCGGGGCAAAAACCGCAAAUUCAUCGAGAUUACAUGGGACACUCCACUGAGCGUGCUGAAUCGAUUCUUUGAGUGGAACAGUGCCGCAGUUGUAACCGAAAGGGACAGCGAGGGCACGAUGAAGCCAGUCGCAGUGGCAACAAAGGUCGAUCUUCUCACCUGGCUGCUACACCAGAACAAAUCUUGA